This is a messenger RNA of Ornithodoros turicata, 2324 nucleotides long. Its product is annotated as neprilysin-1-like. Lineage: Eukaryota; Metazoa; Arthropoda; Arachnida; Ixodida; Argasidae. The record is from RefSeq and is a predicted model, not a curated record. Gene Ontology annotation, cellular component: plasma membrane. Gene Ontology annotation, biological process: protein processing. The transcript has a single exon. Bases 33 to 2324 code for a protein of 763 amino acids. Gene Ontology annotation, molecular function: metalloendopeptidase activity.
UUUGUAUUCCAGAGCGGGACGUGGUGGACGAUAUGACCGACCCAGACGCAUCUUCCGGCACGCGAGACGUCCUCUACAUUUCUAUGCUCUUCCUUGUCAUUUUACUGAUCUCUGUUAUAUGGAUUUUCACGCUCUUCAGCAAGCCGAAGAGCCUGCAACAGGUCAAUGAUAGCAGAAGCACGUCUGCAACAGGAAUCACGGUUCAACGCAACAAUGGCGGUCAACGGCGAAGUCCAAGCACUACAGAGUCACCACAACGACACGAAAGAGGAAGGAAUCGAGAGCUUUUCGGACGUUACUGGAGCACACGAGAAGGUCGACGUAUAUUCUUGAAAAGGUAUCGCCCGCCGUAUUCAUUGAAGACCGAGACAACCGAGAGCCCUUGGAUUACCCUAGACUUUGCGCCGACAUCAACUUUGCCCGAAGCCCAUUACUGCCGAGCUGAAGAAUGCGGUAGGCUGACACGGAUACUGCGAACCUCCAUAAGGCUCGACAAAAAUCCCUGCGAUGAUUUCUAUUCGUACGUCUGUUCCGGCCUUCACCCGAUUCUGCCCCCUGGAAGACACAGCAUACUUGAUACGUUGGAGCAUAGUGUCACGGCUAACGUAAUACGCCACAGUGUAUCUAUCCGGAUCCCUCAGUCCAGGCAGACCGCAUUUGAAAAAGCGUCAGCCUUCUAUAAGAGCUGCGUUAUGAGUUUCAAGGACUGGCGCCGAAAUCGGGAUUCAUUAGCAAACUUUCUUCUGGAGAACAGCCUGGGUUUCACUGCGAACACAAAAUUCGAUCCAAUAGAAUGCAUGAUUCGUCUAAUCUUUACGUACGGUAUGCACGUCGUACUUCGUAUCGAUGUCCAGAAGCAAUUUUUGUACAAAGGCAGAUACUUAUUUUUGUUGGAAGAAAGCGACGAGUUCCGGAAAUGGAGGCAAGACAGAGAAAAAUUGACGGAAGGCUACGCAAUAUUUGUUGCAAAGGUCUUGCAGGUUCUCGACAUCAAUGAAGAUCCUGACGAAAGCGCGCUAAUCCAUAACAUAAAGUCUGCAGAGGGUGCUGUGAUGAAGAUUAGUGUAGCAACUUAUGAAGACCCCUCUGCUUCUUAUAUCUUCAACCUUUCAAGCAUUGGAUAUUGGAUGGACAGCAGAGGGGACCUCGGCACUUCCUGGAUCAGCCAUAUGGUGAAGCACAGCCAUGGGUACCUACCAGGGGACUCCGCAAUUAAAGGAACUGCAAGAUCGUUCCACAUAUUACGAAACUUGCUGACUCACUUUCAUCCAGACGAUCUCAAGCUUUACUUGACGUGGGAGGUAACUCGACAGAUGUCCCUUAUGGCCGGCGUGGUGGGCAGCAGAACGGCCCUCGAGGUUCGCUCCCAGUGCUUUGGCCAUACCGUACGGCUCUUACGUCAUGCGUUCGUGGCACCUUACUUGCUUUCCGCUGUGAACCAGUCAAGACUGAAUGCGGUCCGGCACCUGGCUAAAAAUAUCCGUUACCACUUCGCGAAGACAAUAUCUAGGUCCACCUUGCUGGACCAAAUAUCUCGUCGCGCGUCUCUGCAAAAAAUAUACAGCAUGCGAUGGAAGAUUGCCUACCCUAAAGGGAAAAGCGACAGGGAUUCCAUUAACCGUCUUUACAGGUAUUACCCUGAUGUUCGAGGACCUUUCCUCACUGCGUGCACUAAAACUUGGCGAGCCCACAUGGCUAGCUUGAUAGACUUCGCCACGACAGCGAACCCCGACGUUGUGGAAGCCGACUUCGACAACAUGAGGGCGAAUGCAUUCUACGUGCGCGGAUCGAACAUGGUAGUCGUUCCAGCAACGUCUCUACUGCCUCCAGUAUACGCUCAUGGAGCCCCCACUGGAAUAAACUAUGGAGGUCUGGGACGCUUGGUGAGCCACGAAAUAAUGCACGCUUUUGACGCCAAAGGAGUGCAGCACAACCAAUACGGACGCAACCAGGUCAUCUGGACAAAGAGAGUGCGGCGGAAGAGCCUCAAGAAAUUGAAGUGUUUAUCCACGGUCUCACGUAGCAGCACCUUCAGGAGCGAAAUCACCGCUGAUUUUGUAGGUCUUCAAUCUCUCCACAAAGCGUACAAGAAUGCAAAGGGAAAUUCGUCUGCAGUGAAGGGUUUGGAGUAUUUCACUAAUGACCAGCUCUUCUUCGUCAACUGGUGUUUCUCCUUCUGUGACAACGAAGCACAGAGCGACAAUAAAAAGAAGUCUUUGCUUCGUUGUAACAUACCGCUUAUGAAUUCUAAAGAAUUCGCAAGUGCAUUCAGGUGUCCUCGAAGGUCACCGAUGAACCCGAGAAAUAAAUGUACCUACUGGUGA